Molecule: messenger RNA, 2760 nt
Organism: Neofelis nebulosa (Clouded leopard)
Lineage: Eukaryota; Metazoa; Chordata; Mammalia; Carnivora; Felidae
Gene: WDR18
Product: WD repeat domain 18
Exons: 11
Coding region: 833-2191 (452 amino acids)
Biological process (GO): rRNA processing; DNA-templated DNA replication
Cellular component (GO): nuclear pre-replicative complex
Molecular function (GO): protein binding
Source: RefSeq, a predicted model, not a curated record
CCUCCCUCCGUCCACCCAUCGUCUCCUGGAUAUGAAGCGGGGUUGGGGGCGCACGGUCUCCGCCCUGCUCUAGGACACCUGCUCCCAUAACGCCCUCGGCAGCUUGGGGCGGGCGCUUCCGGCACUGUUGCAGACCCCGGGCAUCCGGCACCCUCCAGUGUCGCUGGGAAUAGACGCCAAGGCCUCACCGGCUAAGUGGAUUGACUUCACAGGUUUCCAACUAAUUCCACGUUUUUGAAAGGCGCUGUUUGGAGACCCGGCCUGGGGCCGGCAGCUGUAGUGGAGGGUAGGCGCCCCUCAGACUGAGAUCGGGACUUGUUUGGCCUGCACCACGUUCCUGAAAUGUACAGGUGCACUUCGUGGCCCCAGAGAAGAGGGGUCUGGGGGCAGCGGACGGUGGACCCGGGGGCGUUCAGCUAGACAGGUUAGGUACGCAGUGCGCGUUUUUCGUGCAAAUGAUUAUCGAGGCCUGCGAGCUCGGGACUUUACUAUUCGCACAUUAAAAAAAAAAAGAAAAGGAACCCGAGAGACCGUGUCACUUGGUCAAAGGCGCCCAGCGGAAACGGCCAGGAGACCUCCGGGCUCUGAAGUUCUCUGCAGGAGACCCUGCGCCCCGACUUCCCCACCUCUCUGGGGGCGAGGUCUCCUCCCACGGUCACCAACUCCACGGCACGCGCCCCCACCGCCGCGGGGCGGGGAUCUAGCCCCCUCUGGAGCACGUGGUCACGCGCCAGCCCGGGCGAGGAGACGUGGGCGCCGCUCUAGCCGCCGCGGCGCAGGUGCCGGAGUCUCGCUGGCGUGACGUACUUCCGGGGCGGUGGGGGGAGGCAAGAUGGCGGCUCCCAUGGAAGUGGCCGUGUGUACGGACUCGGCGGCCCAGCUGUGGAGCUGCAUCGUGUGGGAGCUGCAUUCGGGCGCCAAUUUGCUCACGUACCGCGGCGGCCAGGCCGGACCCCGCGGCCUGGCGCUGCUCAAUGGCGAGUACCUGCUGGCGGCGCAGCUGGGCAAGAACUACAUCAGCGCCUGGGAGCUGCAGCGGAAGGACCAGCUCCAGCAGAAGAUCAUGUGUCCUGGACCUGUCACCUGUCUGACCACAUCGCCCAAUGGCCUGUAUGUCCUGGCAGGGAUUGCAGAGAGCAUAUACCUGUGGGAGGUCUCCACGGGGAACCUUCUGGUCAUCCUGAGCCGCCACUAUCAGGAUGUGUCGUGCUUGCGGUUCACUGGGGACAGCAGCCACUUCCUCUCGGGGGGCAAAGACUGCCUGGUGCUGGUGUGGAGCCUGUGCAGCGUGCUGCAGGUGGACCCCUCCAGGACCCCAGCCCCCCGGCAUGUCUGGUCUCGUCACACCCUCCCCAUCACAGACCUGCACUGUGGCUUUGGGGGGCCCCUGGCCCGGGUGGCCACCUCUUCGCUGGACCAGACGGUGAAGCUGUGGGAGGUCUCGUCGGGCGAGCUCCUGCUCUCUGUGCUGUUCGACGUGGCCAUCGUGGCCGUGACCAUGGACCUGGCCGAGCACCACCUGUUCUGUGGCGGCAGCGACGGUUCCAUCUUCCAGGUCGACCUUUGCACCUGGCCUGGGCAGAGAGAGAAGACCUUCCAGCCGGAGCAAGACAGCGGGAAGGCGUUCAGAGGGCACAGGAACCAGGUGACCUGCCUGUCCGUGUCUACUGACGGCAGCGUGCUGCUCUCCGGCUCCCACGAUGAGACCGUGCGCCUGUGGGACGUCCAAAGCAAGCAGUGCAUCAGGACGGUGACCCUCAAAGGCCCUGUGACCAACGCCUCCAUCAUGCUGGCGCCGCUCAGCAUGCUGAGCUCAGACUUCAGGCCGGGCCUGCCCCUGCCCCACUUCAACAAGCACCUGCUGGGCGCCGAGCACGGGGAUGAGCCCCACCGAGGGGGCUUCACGCUGCGCCUGGGCCUCCACCAGCAGGGCUCGGAGCCCAGCCACCUGGAGCGGGCAGACCAGCUGCACGCGGUGAUGAGCAGCACGAUGGAGAAGAGCGUCCUGGGCGGCCAGGACCAGCUGCGGAUCCGCGUGGCCGAGCUGGAGGACGAGGUGCGGAACCUGCGGAAGGUCAACCGCGACCUGUUCGACUUCUCCACGCGCAUCAUCACGCGGCCGGCCAAGAGAUGCACGUCGGGGCGCAAAGAGGUACCUGCACACCCACGUUCACAGCAGCACGGUCCUUAGUCACCAGACACCCCCGGUGCCCGUCCACGCACGAAGGGUAGACACUCCGUGGUCCAUCCACACGCCCGAAUGUGAUCCAGCCUUAGAAAGUGCCACCUGCCACCACAUGGAUGGACCCCGAGGACACUGCGCGGUGACAGAAGCCAGACACAGAAGGACACGUCCUGCGUGACCCCACGCACAGGGGGUCCCCUGAGAAGUCGCAUCCACAGAGCCAGGGAGCAGACUGGGGGAGCCAGGGGUGGGCAGGGGGCGGGGAGUCUGUGCUGCUUGGGGACAGAGUCUCAGUCUGGGGAGAUGGAAAGUUCUGGAGAUGGAUGGUGGGGGCGGCUGCAUGACAGUGUGAGUGCGCCUGAUGUCACUGAGCUGUGCACUUGGAAGUGGUCGCGAUGAGGGGCGCCUGGGUGGCUCAGUCGGUUAAACGUCGACUUGAUUUUUGGCUUAGGUCGUGAUCUCGUGGUUCCCGGGGUCCAGCCCCGCAUCAGGCUCCAUGGAGCGUGCUUGAGGUUCUCACUCCUUCUCUCUGCCCUUCCCAGUUUGUCUUCUGUCUCUCAAAAAACAAAAACAAA